Contarinia nasturtii (swede midge) is the source of this 1433-nucleotide messenger RNA. Its product is annotated as facilitated trehalose transporter Tret1-2 homolog. Bases 59 to 1390 code for a protein of 443 amino acids. Gene Ontology annotation, molecular function: transmembrane transporter activity. Gene Ontology annotation, cellular component: membrane. Lineage: Eukaryota; Metazoa; Arthropoda; Insecta; Diptera; Cecidomyiidae. The transcript is spliced from 8 exons. Gene Ontology annotation, biological process: transmembrane transport. The record is from RefSeq and is a predicted model, not a curated record.
UGUCACAUAGAUUUUUUUGAAAAAUUAAAUUUAUUCUCAAUUCAUUUAAAUUUGAAAAAUGACAAAAUCAGCCAAUGUCGAGAUUUCAGAUCAAAUAUGUCAACCGAAAAUCAGCCGAUUUCGCGUCAUUUUACCACAGGUGGUUGCGGCGACUGUUGAAAAUAUGUAUCUAGUCGGUAUGGGCUUAAUUUUUGCAUUACAAACGAUUUCAAUUGCGGCCCUGACAGGCAACGCCAACGAAUCCAACGAAAAUGAAUUUCUGUUUAUAAGCGCUGAGCAAGCAACAUGGAUUGGAAGUAUUUCUUUUCUAUGUGUUCCAAUGGGCAGUCUUAUAUCGAUAUUUCUAUUAGAUUUAUUCGGUCCGAUGCUUUUUGGAAAAUAUUUACGGGAUUUGUAUUCCUUGGAUUGGCCAUGGGUGGAAUGGAUGCACCAACCACAACUUAUCUCGGAGAAAUAUGAUUCCCGAAUCCCCACAAUUGCUGACGCUGAGUCUGCACUUCGAUGGUUGAGAGGCUGGGUGGCAAGUGAAGCUGUGGCUCAAGAGCUCCACAGUUUACAGCGACAUAUGGAACACACGAAAUCGUGUAAUGAGUGCAUCAAACAAAAAGUGAAAUGUGCUCAUUCGACGCCAACGAUGAUUGAAAAAUUGGCCGAAUUAAAACGAAAACCAACACUCAAACCGUUUUUCAUUGUGAUUACGAUGUUUUUAUUUGCCACAAUCUCAGGGUCAUUUUCGAUGAGAGCAUUUAUUGUGCAAAUAUUCAAAGCUUACAAAAUUCCCAUUCAACCCGAUGAAGCAGCGACAAUCAUGGGAUUUUUAGACAAUAUUGGAUCGCUCACAGUUAUCCUUAUCGUUCGGUUAACCGGCAAACGACGUAUUUAUUUGACCGUGGCAUUUGGAAUAGUUGUCUGUUCAAUGAUUCUUUCUUGCUUUGGAUUUGUUUACCUUCCAAGUGGCUACAAUUCAUUUGAUCAAGCACAUGAAUCAGUUCAUUUGGAAAAUUUGGCUUAUAUUCCAUUAAUUUGCCUGAUGUCAUGGAGUUUUCUGUCGUAUUGUGGUUACUAUUCGAUACCAUGGAUGUUAAUGUCGGAAAUGUUUCCAUUCAAGUCCCGUGGCAUAGCAUGCGGUUUCUUAUCCGCAUUUAAUUGUAUUUUUGGUUUUGUCACCAGAAAAACGUAUUACAACUUGGAGUUAUCGCUUUCGUUGCCGGGCGUUUCUCUUUUUUAUGCCGUCGUUACUGGUGUUGCAUUUAUUUUAAUGUACUUCAUUUUACCCGAAACAGAAAACUAUUCACUUGAAGACAUCGAACUACACUUUUCAGACAAUUCAAAGAGAAUCACGGACCAUAAAAUUGCCAAAACUAAAAAUGUUGACUUUGAAUGUAAUUAAGAUGCGAACAAAUAAACACAAAAGUGUGAUAUUUUGAAUCGUA